Molecule: messenger RNA, 1619 nt
Organism: Folsomia candida
Lineage: Eukaryota; Metazoa; Arthropoda; Collembola; Entomobryomorpha; Isotomidae
Product: O-antigen biosynthesis glycosyltransferase WbnK
Exons: 4
Coding region: 370-1503 (377 amino acids)
Biological process (GO): carbohydrate metabolic process
Cellular component (GO): membrane
Molecular function (GO): galactoside 2-alpha-L-fucosyltransferase activity
Source: RefSeq, a predicted model, not a curated record
AUACACCUGUUCCAGCAGUCCAACCAACUUUUCUUUUUUAUGUACAACAAACAAUUUCAAUUUUUCAAGCAUGCGUUCUUAUCGGAAAAGAUAAACAUAUGUACAUACAGUUCUCGUGUGUGUGUGUCGUCUUAUCGAGAAAAAAGUUUGCUGCUUCACCACGCAAUCGUUUCAUCCUAGUUAACGAGUACAUAUGUACCUGGUACAAAAAAGUGUGCAAUAUGUUCCCCAACUUUACCAGUGUUUUACACAUUGACGGCGUAUUACAAUGUACGAGUGGCAGUGACAUUUUUAUGUAAAAAUUAGUAAUCUCGCCUUAAAAUGUGACCGUAUUCUCAUCUAAUUAAAUAAAUUGGCGGAGUACGUAUCAUGUUGAGAGGAGCAAAGUUUUCGUCUAUCACAAAGUGUGUGAACUACAUAUUUUACAAGCAUUUGACGAAAAGGAGACUCGUUUUCAUAUUGGGAUUGGCUGUCCUGGUCGUCGUCUGUUUGGACUACCGGAGACGAUGGGACUGGACAGAGCUGCCUCCUCCGGGCGUCAUUGUGGAGAAAGUGGGGGGAUUAGGGAACCAAUUGUUCAUUUAUGCGUGCAUGUACUCACUCGCGAGGAAGAUGGGACUUCCGAUCUACUUGGAGAUCCCGUCGGCCAGACUGUUCAAGCCACAGUCCGAUCCAUUCUACAAUUUCAACGCACGACCCUUCGUGCUCCACAAGUUUCGCGUCUUUUACGACCAAGCGGUCGAGGGUUGGUACUCGAGCGACUAUCCGCUGAACCGCCACGUGCUGCGAGUUGAUGAUCGUGAUCUCCUCUAUCAAGCCGAGAAACCAUUGCCAUCCGAUAAGUUGAUAAUUAUCAAGGACUAUUGUCAGUCAGAAGUGUUUUUCAAGGACUACAUUCCAGAAAUUAAGGAAAUGUUCCAACUGCAAAUGACCCCGGAAGAAUUGGCUCGUCCACCCUUCCGACACUGGAUCGAUCUCAUCUCUGCCGCUGGAGAGAACAGCGUCGCCAUCCACAUUCGACGCGGCGACUAUGCCAAACUCGAGAACAAUUACGGCGAGAAUUAUUGGCUCACACCGAUUUCUUUUUACCAAAGGGGGAUGAAAAUGAUGUUUGAAAAGUUAAAUGUGUCGAAGGAUGUGUCGUUCUUCGUCUUCUCGGAUCAGAUUAAUGACGUGAGAGCGGAACUGCUCAGAGGAUUCCAACUCCCUGCAAACGCCCAUCUUCACUUCGUCUCCUGCUACAGGUGCACCACGAGCUUGGAAGACUUUUAUUUGAUGACGAUGUGCAAGCAUAUGAUAAGUGCAAACAGCACGUUCAGCUGGUGGGCAGCUUAUCUGAACAAGAAUGCGAAAAAAGUCAUUAUCGCUCCAGCCUUCCACCCACAAACGCUAACCAUCCAUCCCGACGCGGAGAACAGGAAGUUCAAAGAGUAUGAAAUGACGCUGUUCUACCCGGAAGAAUGGAUUGUCCUGGAUGCCUUCAAAAACGAAAUUAUGGGCUGACAUUAAGUAUUAAGAAUUGAUUGUGAUUCAAAUUUGAGAUCAAAUUUUUACUUUUUGAUAUAAGUUUUAAUCUACUUAAAUUUACGAAUUAAAUACGUGACUGACUUUUCAUAGAA